AUGUGGAGGAUCACUGGAUCAGAGAGGGAGAAGGCGAAAAGUUCGUCUUCUUCUACUCCCCUCGCUACUGGAGAGGAAAUUAGACGUCUGAAUGAGAAGAUAGGUGUGUUGACCUCAGAACUUAAGAAAACAAAAGCAGAUAAUGUCAAACUUUAUGGAAAAAUCCGUUAUGUUCAAGAUCAUAAUUCUGAGAGAGUGAUUUCAAGAGGAUCAAAGAAGUAUGCAGAAGACCUAGGAAGUGGUUUCAGCUCAGAUGAGGAGUCCAAUUACAAGAAGAUGUAUGAAGAGGAUAUAAAUCCAUUUGCAGCUUUCUCGAAGAAGGAAAGGCACCAAAGAUACAAGGAACUAGGUUUGAGAGACAAGAUUACUCUCAGGAGUGGAUGUUUUCUUCUUGGUAACAAGUAAGCCUUCUCUCUUCAG
Messenger RNA from Solanum verrucosum, 420 nucleotides. RefSeq names its product protein CASP-like. The record is from RefSeq and is a predicted model, not a curated record. Gene Ontology annotation, cellular component: Golgi membrane. Gene Ontology annotation, biological process: intra-Golgi vesicle-mediated transport. Bases 1 to 405 code for a protein of 134 amino acids. The transcript is spliced from 5 exons. NCBI's taxonomy places the organism in Eukaryota, Viridiplantae, Streptophyta, Magnoliopsida, Solanales, Solanaceae.